CUGGCCUGCGACCAUACAAGUGGCGAUUGAUGAGAACAAGACCAUUGAGAGAGGCUGCGCUGCAUUUGUCCUGUAUAUUUUGGUAGAAUGAAAUGCGAGAGGCCUACGUUCUUAUGUUUUGUGCUUGUGUUUAUUUUUUUGUUUUUCUACGGGACAAGUAAGUCGGAAAGUUGUACUCCUUCGAAGGCAGCGCACUCGUGUUUUUACAAGUAUUGAAGUAAUUCUCGACUGUUUAUUGGGAUUCGCAUAACGUUUUCUUGUUGUUCAUUCCCGUGUGCCUUUUGUUGAUUCUGUUGAUGAUAUAACGCCAAUGUUGUGAUCGCACUAGCCUAGCCAAGUGUCUCCAAUCCGUAACUUUAGAAGUUGAGGUUAUGUUCGUGCACACAUGAAAAGGACAAAAAACAGUCGUAAGCCUGUACAGGAGGAAAAACCGUCAUCUGAAAUUCCGGCGAAUCCGCAAAAUUGUUUUAAAAUGUGUUUCUGCCAAAUUGAUUGCUAAGGAGGGAACGGACGGUCCUCACACAUACAAGCAUGGAUUGCAAAAAUUCGGCUAACUACGAAGGAACGAAAAUGCAACGCAAUUUGGGUACUGCCGCCGUGUACAGUCUUUCUCCGCGUUCGCCAUCUGCUGAAUCCAGUUGUCAUCACAGUCAAAAACAUAUAACGGAUAGUGAACAACCCUCAUUUUCUCCAAUAAAGUCGGAACCAGAUUUCGACUACACUGACGAGGAGGAACAAAGCUCAAAUGUAAUGCCCUGCGUCGAUGGACGUCCUCACUACCCUAAUGAACCACAGCCAGCCCUUAGCUUCUCCACGAAUAGUCAGCAACAAUAUAAUAAUGGAAAUUCCGCCUGUGGCGGCGGAAAUUCAGAUGGAGGAAGCUUCGACUCUGAGUCGAAUUUGAACGGUACGGCGCAACAUUCUGUAUCUUCCACGACGAAUGUGCAAACUGCAUCACCUACGUCUUGGCAUCCGCCAGGGCAAUUGGCCCAACGUCACGGUGACCAGCGCAACAAUAUUCCUCCACCUAAUACUUACGGUAUGCUUAGCCAUGAGUCACAGGUACUUUACAUAACUGAGACGUGCACUGAAAUUGGACGCAAUUCAUCAACAUCUUCUGUACACUUCCACGUUGCGAAGAACAGUUUUGUGUCACGCAAGCAUUUAAAGAUAAUCUUCAAUGAACAGACGGGAGACUUCUACUUAAUAUGCCUCAGCAAAAACGGUGUUUUCAUUGAUCAUAUGUUCCAGCGGCGUAGCACGGAAGCUAUAAAGCUACCGAGAGAAGGGUGUACAUUUCGUUUUCCCAGUACGGAAAUACGGAUUGUUUUCGAAAACUUCACUGAUAAGUUCCAGAUGAGUAACGAUGAUGGCGGCGUCGGUGACGAGGUUCGGGGUAAUUUUAAGGCAGUAGACAAUUCAAAUGUGAUAUUAUCGCCCCUCAAGAUUACAAUUCCAAAAACUGAACAGAAAAGUCCGUUCCCGUCGCCAACUGGAACGAUUAGCGCAGCAAACAGUUGUCCAACGAGUCCUCGCGGAUAUCAAGAAUAUCCAUCGUAUCAUUACAACAAUAACAACAAUUUUCAGAAUGGACUUCUUCCACCACCACCAACAACCUCUGCAUCAAAUAAUGAACAUGAAAAACCUCCAUAUAGUUACGCUCAAUUGAUUGUACAAUCGAUAUCAGCAGCGCCUGACAAACAAUUAACAUUGUCCGGAAUAUAUUCCUUCAUUUCGAAACACUAUCCUUAUUACAGAAAGGAAGCGAACAAGGGCUGGCAAAAUUCUAUUCGACACAAUUUAAGCUUAAAUAGGUAUUUCAUAAAAGUAGCACGAUCCCAAGAUGAACCAGGAAAAGGUAGUUUUUGGCGCAUUGAUCCGAGUAGUGAAGCGAAAUUAAUUGAUCAAAGCUACAAGAAACGUAGACAGCGUGGAAGUCAGUGUUUCAGACCACCGUACGGUAUGCCUCGAUCAGCUCCAGUAUCUCCAAGUCAUAUUGACAAUUCGCGCGACAACUCUCCCUUACGUGAUAUCGUCCUGCAGUCGGCACCAGGCUCGCCAGGGGUUUCAUAUCAGAAUAAUCAUAAUGAGAGCCAUUGUGGGAAUGAAGAUAAUAACUACAGCUCUUCGCAUGCCCUUAAAACGACGUAUCCUACAAUUUUUGGGAACUCGUCGUCAACUAACAACUACUAUACCACAACAAUACCAUCCAAUCAACAACAGUCCGGUUCGCUGAAACGACAUCAGACAAGCUCAAACAGCGGCAACAUCCUUCAUGGCGGAGGUGGUAGUAGUGGCGCAAAUGUAACAACUUCGAACAUUCUAGGUAAUCUUGCGGCAGAUGUGGUAGUUGCAAAAUCGUCACCAGGAGACCGUCAAAUAAUUACAGACAUUUAUGAUGAAAUUCCUGAGCCUGAGUAUAGUGUCAGUGGUGCUGAAAGUGCCGAUGAAUGUGAAUCUUCAAAACGCCAAAAGUACGGACCAUCUGAAGAGAUGAACCAAUGAAAGCGCCGUAAAGUAAGGAGAAAGGACAUUCAAAAACAAAAGAUCGCCGAAUGCGAGUGAGAGAAGUGCGACUUUAGCAGGUAAAAAGGAGACACCGAUAAUCGCGACGAAAUAUUCUAUAAUUGUAAUCGUCGUGUUCUGGACGUUGUAGUGUUUUCUUUUUUUUUUCCUUAAACGAAAUGAUCAAUGUUUAUCCUAGCUAGACCGCGUACAAGUUGAUUAUUUUUUAGGCAACCGUGAAGACUGGGAAAUUUUAUUUGAGCAAACGAAACAUCCAAUACGUGGCAGAAGAAACCUUCAAGUCUGCCAAGUAUUGCAGCUAAUAUGAGAGUUAAUCAUUAACCGUGAAGAAAGUGAAAUAUCGAAAAUUCAAACCAAAUAUUGUGUGUAUGCUUUUUGUGUAUUUCGAAAACAAGCAACAGAAAGAAAUAAUAGGUCGCCAUCGCUCUAGUCGGUAUUGUCCAUCCCUGUUCCUGCUUCCCCGAAAUAAAGAUAAAAUUCCUCCGAUGAGAAGUGGCGAAAUUCAACUUGCAGAAAGAUCCAAUAGGACAAUUAUGUACUUCUGAAUAUUUAGUUUGAAAUUUGUGGGGCCGUAGGGAAACAGAAAAUUGAGAAUGCAUGAUGCAAGGUAUCAUAAAAAGGUUUAUUUCAUUGUACAUACGAAUAAGAACUAUAUAAAGAUGCAGUUUUAAAAGUAAUAAUUAUGUGAAAGAUACAUCACCUUGUGAAUUUUGUGUAUGAACACUAAAAAGAUUAUAUACAUAAUUGAUUUCAUAAUUUAAGUAUAAUUGUAUGGAAGGAAUAUAUAUUCAGGUUAAAGUCUUACAUAAUUAUGAUGUAAAAGCUUAGAUAUAAAAGAAAGUCUAAAGUAAUAAUGAUAAUAAAAAAAGCAUUCUGUAUUCA
Hermetia illucens (black soldier fly) is the source of this 3408-nucleotide messenger RNA. RefSeq names its product forkhead box protein K1 (gene FoxK). Bases 532 to 2505 code for a protein of 657 amino acids. Gene Ontology annotation, biological process: regulation of transcription by RNA polymerase II. The transcript has 10 exons. NCBI's taxonomy places the organism in Eukaryota, Metazoa, Arthropoda, Insecta, Diptera, Stratiomyidae. The record is from RefSeq and is a predicted model, not a curated record. Gene Ontology annotation, molecular function: protein binding; DNA-binding transcription factor activity, RNA polymerase II-specific; RNA polymerase II cis-regulatory region sequence-specific DNA binding.